Molecule: messenger RNA, 5301 nt
Organism: Solenopsis invicta (red fire ant)
Lineage: Eukaryota; Metazoa; Arthropoda; Insecta; Hymenoptera; Formicidae
Product: lateral signaling target protein 2 homolog
Exons: 6
Coding region: 172-3894 (1240 amino acids)
Cellular component (GO): early endosome membrane
Molecular function (GO): metal ion binding
Source: RefSeq, a predicted model, not a curated record
AUCGCCCGACGUUGCUUCGACUCGUCGGCCAAGUCCCCCGGCUAGGAACUCCGGAGGAAGCAUGUCAAUGUCAACAUCGAUAUCGACAUCGACGUCGCGUGUGCCUCGAUCGCGGCAGGCGCAGUGACGAUUUCCGUCAGCAUACUCUGAUGACGUCAGCGGCGUUGCGAUAUGAUGGAGUCCAUCAGAAAAUGGUUUUACAGGCCUAAGAGGGACGACACGAGUCUACUGGCUCAGUUCUUUUAUGCCGACGAGUCUCUGAACGCAGUCGCCUGCGAAUUGGACUCCUUCGACGGCCGACAGGAACCGGAGAGAUGCACGACGCUGGUGAAUCAGUUGCGACACUGUCAGGAUAAAGUGCUGACAAUUUGCAAUCAAAUAAUGGACGAUUUAAUUCCCGAGAGCCGCGCCAAUCGGGACUUCAGGGUGAAAUUCCCUGAUGACGUGAUGCAAGAAAAUUUGGCCGGACAACUCUGGUUCGGUGCGGAAUGUCUGGCAGCCGGUUCGUCGAUUAUGAACCGGGAGGCCGAGAGCUCGGCCAUGAGGCCGUUAGCGAAAGCUCUUACUAAGUCGCUAGAGAUCGUCAGAAACUUGCUAAGAGAGCACGCGCUCAAGGGUCACAUGAACUUGAAGGCGCAAAAUCCUCUUGAACCAUCUCUGGAGAAGCUCAUCGAGUCGUUGAAGAUCUUUGACCGACUGUUCGCCGAUUUCGAGCUAUGCUACGUCGGCGCCAUGGUACCGGUGAAGUCGACAAAGGAGUACGAGCAACAGGAGCUCGUGUGCGUAUUAUUUUCAGAGACCUUGCAGCGAGCGCUUGAACGCGGGUUGUUGGACCAAGCGGAUGUAGAUAACUAUGAACCGGCUUUAAUGUUCACUAUUCCUCGCUUGGCUAUUGUUUCGGGACUUCUGGCACCGCCUGGAGGACCGUUAUGUCUCAACUCACCUGACACCAUAAGCGAGAUGUUUAGACCUUUUAGAACUCUCCUUCUCAAAAUAAGAGAACUAUUGUGGACGUUAAAUAACCGUGAGUUAUACAUGCUGGAGAAGUUAUUAUGCUCGAACGAGGAGCCGUCAGGCUCGAUUACGCACUCGACGAAAUCGACAUGUCAGGACAUACCGGAUUUGGAAGAAUACGUUCAUAAUUUUUAUACUGGUUACCCGAAUUGUAAAGAAUUUAUCGUUGAUUUCUAUACUGUGACGAGAAAUACAGGCAACAACAUGGACGAGGUAGCGAGCGAUGCGGUUCAAUCGUUGGACGAAAGUAGCAGAGGCGAUCAAUUAUUGAGCACGAAGCAUGAGCAGGGCAGAAAUGGACGUAAAAAGAAGAAAAAUACAAAAAUCAAGAAUGAAGAUUUAAACUUAUCUUCGGAUGUGUUUGAUGACGAGUGUGAUGAGAGUAACGCAAUAUGUGACAGCGCCGAAAAGAUGCAUCAGAGUGAUAGGGAAAGUGUUGAUGAACGAAUGCAAUACGAAAUACGGGAAAUAUCUGACGCUUCGCACGAUAUUGGACAAUUUCUUCGUGACUGUGAUUCAGUUUCCAAUGAUGGGAAUGACGCUAGAGAGAGUCCCGAUCCGACGAUACAGAAUAACGUUACGAUAUUAAACGUUGUACCGGGAACUAGCACUUCAAGUACCAUCGAAGAUGUACAGAAUGAGGAAGGAUUUGUUACUCCCGACUUAACUAAAAUAUUUGAGGAAUACUCCGACAAUAUGGAGAUUCCGCAUCUGUUUAAUCAAAUCACUCAUGAAAAUACCGUAGACAAUGAGGUUGCGCAUAUGUCUGAGAAUACUUUAUCCGAUCCAGAUUCUAAGAAACUUAUCUCAGAGGCGAAUAAAACGCUUUCAAAUCUUUUGUUGGACUCUGGUGAAUGCCCGAAUGAGAUCUCGGAACAAACCGAUUCAGGGAUAUGUACGGUAAUAUCAUCUGAGAACACCAGCUUGUACGACAAGAGUCCAGAAGAAAAGAAGACGUUUGCCAAUGACAUUCAACCGGACGAAUGCGGCGUGUCAGACGAAGAAGAUAUGCAGGAGAAUACCAGCUAUUCUUGUUCCAAUAUGAACUCACCGAAGAAAAAGGAUCCUGCUGUUUCGGAGAACUUGUGCGUUUGUGGCACGAAGAGCGUGAGCAAAGCACCAUCGUUGGAUCAUCCGAUCGAAGUGCCUGGUCUGCAUUCAAACGGGGACCGAGAGUCCGCCGGCAAAAACAUUCCACGAAUAUCGUCGAACUUUGAUGGCACUAACGAAGAAUUUAUUGGCGUCGCAUACGGUAACGGCCAACUGACUCUCUGUGAUUCCAACCAGUCUACCUUUCAGAUAAACUAUUCGGAGAAUUGGGAGAACCUCAAUUUGAAUAUAGACGCAUCAAGUUCCAGGAAGGAAUUCUGGGGUGACUUAAAAUGUGAGAACUGCCCGUCCACAUCUCGAAGUAUCGAGAAAAUUGACAGCAAAAAAAUCGAGAGGUAUACGCAAGAUAAAAUUAGAAAAGCCAGAACCGAAAAACAACGACGGCGACACCAACACAAGCUGGACCGAAACACGCACAAAGCUCACAAUAAAUCGGGAGAGAAGAGACACAACCUGCAGAUCAUGCGAGCGGCCACGAGUACCGAAAGCUCCAGAUCAAAUUCCACGGAUCGAUGCUUGAAUGCCCGAUUGACCAACUUCGGCGCCAGCUUGCAUCUUGGCCAGAAUACUAGACAAAUACCGAAUUUUGGCAGUCGCAGUCCUCACCUAAGUCCACGACUUCAUCACUUUGAGUGUUCGCGCGGACAAUGCUGCUGCAAUCUUGGUACACACUGCGUGAACAGACGUUCAUCGCCACAGAAUAGAAAGUUGCUAGAUCACAGAAGAUCCAAAUCCGAGCAGAUCGCCAAAAUGAAGAGAAGAGACGUCGAAAAGAGGGAAAGGUAUGAACGAGAUAAAUACGCGCGAAUAGAACAUAAUAAGAGAAAACCUGGAAACGGAAGUAGUUUAAUGAAUGAUGGAUUGGGUCCUAGGACGGAUAAGAGCGGCUUGGUGUCGGAGAUAGCAACUACGCCGCAGAACGUGGUUUGUCAUGAAUAUCAAAGUGCAAAAGACACUAACACACACAGAUCUGCGCGAGCGAUGAGACUGGUCAACGCAUCGACAGUAUCCAACGUAUCGUGUUUAAAUCCUCAUCAGUCUUUAAGUUAUAAACCCGACGUAGCAUCUAGUUCGAGUUAUUCAAGCUUCUGUGACUCGAGUUCGGAAACCAGCGAGUUUCACAGCGAUUGUCAGGACGACGAGGAGAUUGCAUUGGCGAUGCAAGCUGCUGAGAUUGCAAAUAGAAAUCAAAUUAGAGCCAAAUUUCGGUCUUCGGAAGAUCUUGUCCAUCGUCUCUUCGUUUGUAUAGCAGGUGUGGCAGACCAAUUACAAACAAAUUUUGCAUCGGAUUUGCGGAACAUUUUGAAAUGCGUUUUUCUCAUGAACAGUAGUCAGACAAUAGAGGACACUGAAGAAUCGAAAGAUCCGAAUUUGGCUUCCACGGCGAAUGCAUCAAUAGAUACAGCGGAAACAGAAAGUAUUCAUGAGCGGCAAGAGUCAUUACCAGAAUAUGAAGAUGUAGAGGAAACUGCUUCGAUACACGACCGAACUUCUCCAGUCACCGAGAGGGGGGAAGAGUGCGUCGAAAGAGCACCUGCUUGGGUGCCGGACAACGAUGCGCCAAGGUGUAUGGCUUGUCAAGCGGGAUUCACGGUUGUGCGACGUAGACAUCAUUGCCGAAAUUGUGGUAAAGUGUUCUGUGGUCGUUGCAGCAGCAACAACGUUCCACUGCCUCAUUUCGGGCACACGAAACCUGUAAGGGUGUGCAACAGGUGUUUUCUGUAUCAAGUGACGCCUUUUACGGUCUCUCAAGUUUCGUCCACUAGAUGAAUGUUUCUGAAGUGGCUUGUAAAUCCGAUUAUUUUUUAUUGAAUUCCUUAUGCGAUACACUUUCUUUUCAACAUGCAUAUUCGCGCAAAAUUUGGUGACUGUAAUUUUCGUAAUAUAAUAAAAUAAGCAAAUAUUCUUGUAUUUCAUAGAAACAGGUCUCAAAGUUUCGAUAGAACAUGUAUAAUUAUGUGAUAUACUUGUCCGGUGUUAAAAAGUUUAGUUCAGUGAAUUAACCGCUGCUUUGUUAGUUGAAACACGUUAUUCAACUAAGAAAUUAAAGUAAAUUUUUGAACUGUGCGAGUAUUCUCCUCUUUUUUUUUUACUUCGUAAGUGAUACAAAGUUACAUUGAAUAUAUAUCGAAAAAAUUUGGUGACACUUCGAUUUAUCCAAUUCUCAAUGUAUAAUUUGUAAAAAGAGAAGCUGCAGACAGGCGCGUUUGUACAAAAACGAAUAGAGGAGAAUUGGAGACAAAUCGCUGUCGCUAGAUUGCUUUUUGCGUUAUUUGUGCACUUAAUUUGUGCUCUAUAAAUAUUUUAUCUAUAGAUAUAUAGGCGCUAAUCGCUCAUAUUUUUACACAUCAUGAUUAAAUAUCUCUCAAGAAGGAAUAAUCCAAUCGGUAAGCUGCGGCAAUGUAAUUUGAUUUGGGUAUAUUUGGGUGUAAGGUUUCUCGCAUAUAUUCAUUUCAAAUUUUAUUUAAGAAGAUUGUAUCUUUGUAUUUAAGCGAUUGUAUAGAAGAUUAUUUUUAAGCGCUUCUGUACAUUACUAUUAUUAUUCUUACAUCAUUUUUAUUUUAGUUAUUAUUUCUCAUAAAUUUAAUUCUUAUAAAAAUUUAUUGUUUAAAUAAUAAUUAUUAUUAAUUUCUUAAGUUAUAUCGCUGUGCAGAAGUUUAUAAACCGAUUUUUUUUUUCUGUCAAAGAUGUGUGUGAUAAAACCUUUCCCACAUUUUGUAUUCUAAAACAAAACAAAAAUACGACAAAUACACAUAAGAAAAAAGCUAGUUGCAGUUAGUUUCCGAAAUAAGAAUGUAAUAGCUAAAUUUUUAGCUGUAUACAACUGAAAUUAAAGUACCACGCAUAGAUUUUUGUUGCUGCAAUUAAUCUUUUUUUCCGUGUAUGAAUAUAUCAUGAAAGAGGUUCUCUAGUUUUUCUCAUACAAUUUAGGAAUUUUAGAAAAAUCACAUUAAAAAAAAAUUUAUAAUAUAGCCAUUUCUGAAUUUGUUUUCAAGUUUUUUUGACUGUACAGUUUUCUUGAAACUUAAAAUGUAACGUUCUAAAAUAGCAUUGAGUCUUAUGUGAAAGAGAAUUUUAAGUAAUUUAAUCGUAAACAAAAUAUAAGAAUUUUGAAAUACUGUAUUUAUAAGAAAGAAUAAAAUUUGAAUAUUUUGGAAUUAAAAUGAAUGAAACAUA